AUGCUGGGGGGAUACUGGGGGACGCUGGGCCGUGCCGAGUGGCCCUUCUCUCGCUUCCUGUUCUUCCAGGAGCCCGCGUCUGCCUUCGCCUCCUUCCUCAAUGGCCUCGCCAGCUUUGUGAUGCUGCACCGCUACAAAGCCUCCGUCCCGCCUUCCUCGCCCAUGUACCACACGUGCAUCACCUUCGCCUGGGUCUCCUUAAACGCCUGGUUCUGGUCCACUGUUUUCCAUACAAAGGACACGGCCUUAACGGAGAAACUGGAUUACUUCUGCGCUUCGGCCGUCGUCCUGCACUCCGUCUACCUGUGCUGUGUCAGGUGAGCCGCCG
This is a messenger RNA of Struthio camelus australis, 328 nucleotides long. The record is from RefSeq and is a predicted model, not a curated record. NCBI's taxonomy places the organism in Eukaryota, Metazoa, Chordata, Aves, Struthioniformes, Struthionidae.